CGGUGUAGUUUUACUGUCCUUAUACAUAACAAGAGAACUGAGAGAGAAAGAGAAGGCAGGAAAUGUUGAAGCUCGUUCCGGGUCUAACAGUCGCUCUAAUAUUUAUCAAGAAGGUGUGGGAGCGUUGGAAUAUCGUAGGGGCUCUUCUCUUUAGCCUCAUGUUGCAGAGCUUCCUCACAUUGGUGGCCCCAUUCAGAAGAUCCACAAGGGACAGAGGCUUGAUUCUGAUCAUCUGGUGUGCUUACUUGAUCGCUGAUGCAACUGCUAAUUUUGCUAUCGGUCUCAUAAGCAACAACGUACGCAGCCCAUGUGAUUCUUCCGGUAAGGAAGAAAAUGAUCUUUUGGCAUUUUGGGCUCCAUUUCUCUUACUGCACCUUGGCUGUCCUGAUCCCAUCACAGCCUUUUCUCUUGAAGAUAAUGAACUCUGGCAAAGGCACAUGCUUAGCCUCAUUCUCCAAGCCGUAGCUUCUACCUAUGUCUUCUUUCAAUCCCUUUCCCACAACAAGCUGCAGUUGCCCACAUUCCUCAUGUUUAUUGCCGGAGUCAUCAAGUAUUCUGAGCGGAUUUGGGCUUUGUACCGGGCAAGCACCGACAGCUUCCGCAACUCCUUGCUCCAAAAAGAAGAUCCGGGCCCCGAUUAUGCACUGCUUAUGGACAAAUUUGCUUGUAUGAGGGAUGGCCACCUUCCCACGAAAACCAUAACACUAGAACAGCCUGAGAAAGAAGCCGAAGAUGUGAAGCAAGACAACUUGAGUGAUUUAGAAGUGUUGCAUUACGCUUAUCACUUUUUUGAAACCUUCAAGGGCCUUGUUGUGGAUCUCAUGUUUAGCAUACACGCGCGGAAAGAGAGCCGAGAAUUCUUCGAGGUGAGGACUCUGGAAGAUGCACUAAGAGUCAUAGAGGUUGAACUCAACUUCUUGUAUGGGGUUUUCUAUACCAAGAUGAUGAUAAUGCAUUCCAGGGUAGGCUAUGUUUUCCGAAUCAUAGCCUGUGGGUCAAUUUUAGUGGCUCUUGCGCUCUUCCAUUUCCAUACCAACCAAAGUAAAUACGACCCAUUUAAUGUGAAAAUCACCUACAGCUUGCUCCUGGGUGCCCUUGCCAUGGAAUUUGUAGCCUUCCUAAUGCUCUUUUUCUCUGAUUGGACUUUUGCUUCCCCUGUUCAUCCUGCUUUAAAGCCUUCGGAGCUUAUCUACCGCUGCUUUCUUGCUCUCACCAAGUCUAGUUGGUACAGGAGUCCAGGAAAUGAAGUAUUAGUCUUGGCUACACCCUUGUUUCGCAGAUGGUCUGGGUCUGUCUCAGGACACAAUUUCUUAAGGUAUUGCCGGAAAAGUAGUCCAACCACAAUGCUGAAAUUCACCAGUUGGUGGGACCCAAUUUCGGACUUGAAGGUAGUGCGAGGGCUGCCUGAAUCUAGUUGCCAACUUGGUGGGAAAGCUGAAGCUAAUACUCUUGCCCCUCUCUUUUGUCAGCAAACUUUGCCACAUUCCAGAACCCAUCGCUAA
Molecule: messenger RNA, 1502 nt
Organism: Gossypium arboreum
Lineage: Eukaryota; Viridiplantae; Streptophyta; Magnoliopsida; Malvales; Malvaceae
Exons: 1
Coding region: 63-1502 (479 amino acids)
Source: RefSeq, a predicted model, not a curated record